UUUUGUUUUCUGUUGACAGUAGAAAAUGUUUUCUGUACACUUGUGUUUUCUGUCUUCGGUCCACACACCAGAAAACAUUUUCCGGAAAACCUUUAUGAUCGAAAACAAACGGAAUAUAAAAAAUAGGAAGUGCCAAAUACUAAUAGACCCUCAACGCAAAGACCCUUUGGGCUUAACAUUGCUGAGUUCAGUUCAGUCAUCAGAAAUGGCAUCCUCUGCACUCGCACGAAUCUCCAAUCUCCAAAGACACAUCGAUCCCACAGAGUCAAACAACAACAAGGGUGGCAGUGAUGGGUUUUGCGGAGACUUAAUAAAGAUUUCUCCAGAGGUUUCUGAAGCUUUGUCACGUGGGGAUGCGGUGGUUGCUCUUGAAUCCACCAUUAUUUCACAUGGAAUGCCAUAUCCUCUAAAUUCGGAAACUGCAAAGGAGGUGGAGGCCAUUGUUAGGACCAACGGAGCUGUUCCUGCUACUAUUGCAAUUUUAGAUGGCAUACCAUGUGUAGGAUUGAGUAUGGAAGAAUUGGAGAGGCUCGCCAUUUUGGGAAAAAGAGUUCAGAAGACAGCUCGGAGGGACAUUGCAGUUGUUGUGGCUUCCAGAGGGAAUGGUGCAACCACUGUCUCUGCUUCAAUGUUCUUUGCUUCUAUGGUUGGCAUCCCUGUAUUCGUCACUGGGGGGAUUGGAGGAGUGCAUAGACAUGGCGAGCACACGAUGGACAUAUCAUCUGAUCUUACUGAGCUUGGAAGGACCCCAGUAGCAGUUGUCUCUGCUGGUGUCAAAUCAAUAUUAGAUAUUCCCAGGACCCUGGAAUAUUUGGAAACACAGGGAGUUUGCGUUGCUGCCUACAAAACCAAUGAGUUUCCAGCAUUUUUUACGGAAACAAGUGGCUGCAAGGUGCCUUGUCGUGUAGAUAGCCCAGAAGACUGUGCUCGGCUUAUAGAUGCAAACACGAAACUGAAGCUUAAUACAGGAGUUCUAUUUGCAGUUCCAAUUCCCAAAGAACACUCAGCUUCUGGAAGCAUAAUUGAAUCUGCUAUACAGAGAGCACUUAAGGAGGCUAGGGAUAAGAACAUAACUGGAAAUGCUGAAACUCCUUUCCUGCUUUCCAAAGUGAAUGAACUAACUGGAGGAGCCUCACUUGCUGCAAACAUGGCACUUGUGAAGAAUAAUGCUCUUGUUGGUACAAGAAUAGCUGUGGCCCUUGCUCAGCUCAGGAAAUCUUGUAAUAAAGGCAAUGCGGAGUCAGUGUCAUAGGCCUCAAAUUGUUUUGAUCAAAAUCCGGGCGAUCCAAUAAUUUGGCAAGUUUGUUCUGUUGUUCUUCCCUGAUAUGACCUUCAUUCAUGACAAAAUGAAAACCUGAUUUGAAAAGGCUAAGUUAGCCAUAUAAUUUGAUGAAGUGUAUUAAGUACUGUAUAAUUUGUUAUAUUGACCCCAAAUAGGGGAAGUUAUACUUUUGAAGGCAGAUGACCUAGCCUGCAGUUGUCAUCCUAGAUGAUAUGUAUUAUUAUGUUAUCUCAUUCUCAUGUUCAUGUAAAUAAAAUAAAAUAAAAUUCUACCUUUCUCUAGGUGUGUUCUCUA
Quercus robur (English oak) is the source of this 1576-nucleotide messenger RNA. RefSeq names its product pseudouridine-5'-phosphate glycosidase. The transcript has 13 exons. Gene Ontology annotation, molecular function: pseudouridylate synthase activity. Lineage: Eukaryota; Viridiplantae; Streptophyta; Magnoliopsida; Fagales; Fagaceae. The record is from RefSeq and is a predicted model, not a curated record. Bases 26 to 1252 code for a protein of 408 amino acids.